AACUUCCGCAAGCAUGCCCACUAGUACCGUUGCACGCACUGUCUUAAGACACAUCGCACGUCCGUCGGCCCUUCGACAUGCUCACCUUCAAUCGAAGGUCCGUUCAUGUCAUCCAGCGGUCAAUGCGUCAUUGCGGAGCAAUGAGUACCGCUGUCACUCGUUCAUUGUACACCUAUAGCUGAACUCGCUGGCGAUCAUGGCUCGACUCCGCACACGACACAUUGCCUUAUGCGCCAUCCUCUUCCUAGCGAUCUUUUUCUUCCUGCCUAGAGACGACUCGACAUCCUAUCUCCCGCAUUUUAGUUAUGGCUCAUCGUCUCGGACCGGAACGCAUGCGCUUGCGCAGUACAUGAACGACCCGGCCCACGUCCCUGACAUCGUCGCCAAGAAGAGCAGCUUCGAUUGGAGCUCUGUUCGAUUCGCCCAUCCUCCUCUGUUGACGCCUACGUUGCCUCCGCCCGUCACCCAUCGACCCCGCAUACAACACCGGUUCAAGCCGGAUCGCGCAGAUGUCGCUGCAGUACAGGAACAGAGGCGCUUGGAGGUGAAACGUGUUCUUCAGAAGAGCUGGGCAAGCUACAAAGACAAGGCUUGGAUGAAGGAUGCGCUCAAGCCCAUAAGCGGACAGUACGUGGACCAGUUUUCGGGCUGGGCUGCCACGCUGGUGGACAGUCUGGAUACUUUGUGGAUAACGGGCAUGAGGGAUGAGUUCUACGAGGCCGUGGAAGCUGUCGCUACGAUCGACUUUGGGAAGAGCACUGCAGGUACGGUCAAUAUGUUUGAAACAUGCAUUCGCUACCUUGGCGGACUCAUUGCGGCGUAUGAUCUGAGCGGACACCAGGUUCUGUUGCAAAAGGCUGUUGAAGUAGGAGAUCUACUAUAUGCUGGUUUUAACACGGAGAAUGGGAUGCCCGUGGACUUCAUCAACUUCGAGACGGCAAAAGAGGGAACUGGUCUGCUGGUGGAGAGCCAGGUAGUCAGUGCGAGUCCGGGAACAAUCACGCUGGAGUUCAGUAGGCUGAGUCAGCUCACGGGUAACAGCAAGUACUAUGCAGCGGUAUCGCAGGUUAUGGACCUGUUCCACCAGCACCAGAACGAGACGAGUUUACCAGGCAUGUGGCCGAUGAUGGUGUCGAUGAACAAGAAAGACGUUGUAACUGGCUAUCAGUAUACAAUUGGAGGUAACGCAGACUCGUUGUACGAGUAUCUGCCCAAGGCACACGCGCUGCUUGGCUCUACAGAUCCUAGUUCUAAGAAGUACGAGAUUAUGUCUCGCUCCUUCAUGGACACGGCAAUGAAGAACCUCUUCUUCAGGCCCAUGAUUCCGGGAGGUGAAGACAUCCUCAUCUCUGGCAAUUGCGAUGUCAUGCCGGAAGGUCCACGCCUUGAUCCAGAGAGCGAGCACCUGUCAUGCUUUAUCGGUGGGUUAUACGCGCUAGGUGGUCGUCUUUUCAACGACAAUGAGUAUCUAGAAGCAGGAGUCAAGCUAGCUCGUGGAUGCGCGUACGCAUACAAAUCCUUCCCUACAGGCAUCAUGCCAGAGCGCUACAACAUGGCUCUCUGUCCCGGCGAGAACCACAGGCAAGGCUGCGCUUGGGACGAAGCUGCUUUUGCUGCCGAAGCCGAAAAACGCCUAGAAUACAAAUCAGACCUUCCAAAAGGCUUCACGACAGCCAAGGAUCCGCGAUACAUCCUCCGCCCUGAGGCCAUAGAGUCGGUUUUCAUCCUCUGGCGCAUCACCGGCGAUCCUUCGUUUCGCGAAACAGCUUGGGAUAUGUUCCAGGCUGUGGCGAAGGCAACCGACACCGUGUAUGCGAACGCAGCAGUCAUGGACGUCAACGCGCCUGGUGGUGGUAAGAAGGAAGACUAUAUGGAAAGCUUCUGGACGGCGGAGACACUCAAGUACUUCUAUUUGUGCUUCGCAGACACAGACCUUAUCAGUUUGGAUGAUUUUGUGCUGACCACCGAGGCGCAUCCGUUUCGGCUAUCGAGAGUGUCGUAGUUACAGCGAUCAAAUCUGUAUUAUGCAAGUCAACCGGUACACAACAUUUGUAGACCCUUACAGGGGUCACCUCGUGCGUAUUAAAGCCGGGCAAUGCACUCCGCAGACCCACUUGUUCUUGUGCAACUCAUUGAUUGGUGUUCCUGAAUUGGUAACAGCGGAUGGCCUAGCGCGCCUUCUCCUUGAAU
Boeremia exigua is the source of this 2190-nucleotide messenger RNA. Its product is annotated as glycoside hydrolase. Lineage: Eukaryota; Fungi; Ascomycota; Dothideomycetes; Pleosporales; Didymellaceae. Gene Ontology annotation, cellular component: Golgi membrane; endoplasmic reticulum. Gene Ontology annotation, biological process: N-glycan processing; carbohydrate metabolic process. Bases 197 to 2002 code for a protein of 601 amino acids. The record is from RefSeq and is a predicted model, not a curated record. The transcript has a single exon. Gene Ontology annotation, molecular function: mannosyl-oligosaccharide 1,2-alpha-mannosidase activity; calcium ion binding.